Cannabis sativa is the source of this 5412-nucleotide messenger RNA. RefSeq lists its product as uncharacterized. NCBI's taxonomy places the organism in Eukaryota, Viridiplantae, Streptophyta, Magnoliopsida, Rosales, Cannabaceae. The record is from RefSeq and is a predicted model, not a curated record. The coding region runs from base 92 to 5230 and encodes 1712 amino acids. The transcript is spliced from 3 exons.
AAGUCAGUCAAGAGCUCAGUCUUAAGUUUACUCUGUUUUAGUCUUUCUCUUUCUCUCUCUGUGAAGAUUUUUGAGUUUUGAUCGUACCGCGAUGGAGAAGGCGAAACAGCACAUCGAGGAGAUCAGGAGGACCAAAUUCUCCAUUGGAGGCAACCUUAAUCCACUCACUGAGGAUCUUCAUCAAGCGGUUAAGAACCUCUCUGCUGAACUUUACGCCAAAGACGUCCAUUUCCUCAUGGAGCUUAUACAGAACGCUGAAGAUAAUGAGUACGUCGAGGGAGUGGAUCCUUCGUUAGAGUUCAUAAUCACGUCUAAGGACAUUACGGCGACCGGAGCUCCGGCAACUCUGCUGAUAUGCAACAACGAGCGAGGGUUUUCUUGUAAAAACAUUGAAUCGAUUUGCAGUGUGGGUCGUUCAACUAAGAAAGGGAACAGAAAGCGUGGCUACAUUGGGGAAAAAGGUAUUGGAUUCAAAAGUGUGUUCUUGAUCACUGCAAGGCCGUACAUAUUCAGUAAUGGAUACCAGAUUCGUUUCAAUGAAGAACCUUGCGAGCACUGCAAUGUUGGCUACAUUGUUCCUGAAUGGGUUGAUGAGAAUCCCACUCUCCCUGAACUCCAGCAGAUAUAUGGCACUUCUGGUUCUGGUCUUCCAACCACAAUUCUCAUCCUGCCAUUGAAGCCUGACAAAGUCAAACCAGUGAAGCACCAACUGUCUACAAUUCAUCCCCAAGUUCUUCUCUUCCUCACAAAGAUCAAGAAACUCUCUGUCAGGGAAGAUAAUGAAGACCCCAGACUCAAUACUGUGAAUGCAAUUGCAAUAUCGCAAGAGACAGAUUUUAGGCAGAGAAAAAACAUUGAUGCUGAAUCAUUCACUCUCCACUUAUCUGCAGAAGAGAAUGGAACUGAAAAGGAAUGCAUGUUCUAUAUGUGGAAGCAGAAGUUUGCUAUUCAACCCAAGUACAGAGUUGAGAAGAGAGCAGAGAUGGAGGAGUGGUCUAUCACGCUGGCAUUCCCAUUUGGUGAACGUCUUCGAAGGGGAACACACUCGCCUGGUGUUUACUCUUUCCUUCCUACAGAAAUGGUAACCAACUUUCCGUUCAUUAUCCAGGCUGAUUUUCUCUUAGCAUCCUCAAGGGAGACAAUUCUUUUGGACAACAUUUGGAACAAAGGAAUUCUUGAAUGUGUGCCUAUUGCAUUCAUAGACGCAUUUAAGUCUAUGGUGAAGACUAGUGAAGAUGCACCUGUGUGGAAUUUGCCUGAUAAGUUCAGAUUUUUACCUGUUAAGGCUUCUAACUACCAAGAGCUCAAUGUGGUGAGGGAUGCCAUUAAAGCAAAGCUACUUGAAGAGGAGAUUGUCCCAAGUGAAAUGGUGGUGAAGCAGAAGUUUUUCCACAAACCAUGUGAUGUUGGAAGGCUAAUGCCUGCUUUCUGGAGUAUUUUGGACAAGGCUCGACAACAAGGGGUGAGCUUGCAUAAGCUCUCUUCUCAUGGGAAAUACAUAUUGAGUUCUUCAUUUGACCGGGAAGAAUUUGAUGACAUUCUCAAUUUUUUGGAAGUUCAACAAGUUGAUAAUGAAUGGUAUGCAAAAUGCAUCGAGGGUUCUAGUCUUGUCGAUAGAGUCUCUGACCCUGUUUAUUUGGAGCUUCUAAUGUUUAUUGCUGAUAAUUGGAGUACCAAAUUUCAGUGCACAAACAUCAAUAAUAUACCCCUUAUAAAGUAUGAAGAUCAUAGUGGGAAUAUCUCUAUGUUCAGCAUCAGUGAAUCUGUAACCUGGGAUGGUAAAAGUAAGGUUUACCUAUCACUUCUUCCUAAUCAAGACUCUUGGUUGAUUGAGUGGAACAAGGAGUUCGGGUCUGUAAGCAAUUGCUUUUUCCUUCCAAAAAUAACAAUGGAUGCUAUACGGUCAAGCUCCAGAGCAGUGACACUGUUGAAAUGGCUUCAAGGCAAUGUAAAGGUUGGUGCAGUUGACGUUAACAGUUAUUCCGAUCUCCUAUGCAAGUCGCAUUUUAAGGAGGGGAGACUUGUUAUAUCCUAUGCCCACUUCUUGUAUCACUCCAAGUCAAAGGAUUAUCUCUCGAAGCAGCAAGUUAUUGAUUUGUGUAGCAGUAUGCCAGUUGUUGACAGCUACGGCCAUGUUAUUACUCAAAGAAGUGGAGUUCUUGUCCCUGCCAAUGGAAGCAAAUGGGCAGGGUUGUUUGUUUCAAGCUUAUGGAGACGAGAAGACUAUGUUGAGUUAAGUAGUGACUAUUUGAGUCCUGGCAGUCACUGUAAACUGAGUACACCUGAAAAUGUGCUCCUUCAAUUCCUUAAAGAUCAUGCUGAUGCCAGUGAUGUUCCUCAUAUACCUCCACCCAAUGCUCGGAUCCCUGCUGUGUCUGGAACACUAACAAAGCAAAAUGCUUUCCUUCUGUUGGAUUGGAUAGAUUACUGGAGAAGUAAAAGGUCCCACUUCCCCAACAAUUUCUUGUCGAGCAUAAUGGAAGGAAGCUGGCUGAGAAUCACCCUGAAUGGAUCUCGUGGCUCCAGACCACCUCCUCAAUCUUUCUUUCUUAGCAACUCAUCGCAUUCAUGGGGAAGUAUUAUGCAGAAUGAAUCUGUGCUUGUUGACAUUCCUUUGGUUGAUGUUAACUACUAUGGGAAUAAAAUAAAGGAGUAUAAGGAAGCAUUGAAAACAGUUGGUGUCAUGUCUGAGUAUGAAGAAGCUUGUAAAUUCAUUGGUGAACAUCUCAUGUCCCUGGCGGAUUAUGGCACAUUGACUAGAAGCAAUGUCAUUUCGAUUCUCAAAUUCAUAAGGUUUUUGAGGUCCAAAUGUCUUUCUCCAGAGGAAUUUAUCAACAGCAUCAAGGGAAAGAGAUGGUUACGCACAUCUAAUGGUGACAGGUCUCCAUGUGAAUCUGUUCUGUUUGACAAUGACUGGAAUACUGCACUGAAAAUCAGUGACAUUCCUUUUAUUGAUGAGCAAUACUAUGGUGAAGAAAUUCGCACUUUUAAAACAGAACUUGGAUUGCUGGGUGUGGUGGUUGCUUUCAGUGGAAAUCACCAGCUUGUAGUUGACUACCUCAAGUCAUCUUCACACUUGAAUUACCUUUCCUCUGAUUCUCUACUUUUGAUACUGCAAUGCAUGCGUUCUGUAUCUCAACGCUCAGUUCGAAAGAUUGUUGGAGCAUUACAAGGUACAAAAUGUUUGAAGACAAAAGCUGGUUACAAGUCAUCUGGUGAAUGCAUCCUAUAUGACCCCGAAUGGGGUUGCCUUCUUCAGGUUGUCGAUGGUAUACCAGUGAUGGACCCAAAUUUUUAUGAGAAGAGCCUGUACAAUUAUAAAGAGGAGUUAAAACUAAUUGGAGUGGUGGUGGACUUUGAAGGAGCUACUAAAGUAUUUGCUAACUUUUUCAAAGAGCGAGCUUCAAAUAGAUCCAUAACCAAACAGAUUGUGUUGUCCCUUCUCUCAUGCUAUAGGAAGCUACAAGAAAGUACUCAUAAGUUUCCUGCUGAUCUCAAAACUUGUAUCCGUGAGGUCAAGUGGUUGAGGACAUGCCAUUGUGAUUAUUACAGGUCUCCAAAAGAUUGCAUUCUAUUUGGUUCUGAAUGGGAGUCCAUCUUUCCUAUUUCGCGUCUUCCUCUCAUUGAUGAUAGUGAUAAUGGCUAUGGCAAAGGCAUCCAUGAAUAUAAGAAAGAGCUGAAGAGUAUGGGAGUAGUGUUAGAUUUCAAGGAUGGGGUCAACUUCGUAGCUGGUGGUCUUCGCUUUCAUGAUAUCAACCUUAUCACUCCUUCAAAUGCACUUUCAUUGCUGAAGUGUAUCCGUCUUUUGAUGCAGAAGAAAGAUUACACUUUUCCUGAGAAUUUCUCAAAAGAACUUUCUCGAGAUUGGUUAAAGACAAAUGAUGGUUAUAGGCCUCCUAACAAGUGCAUCUUGUUUGAUUCCAAAUGGGGUCAAUGCCUAAACUGCACAGAUGGACCGUUUAUUGAUGAGAAGUUUUAUGGUUCGGAAAUCGCUUCCUAUAAAGAAGAGCUCAAGGCCAUAGGAGUGAUUGUUGAAGUGGAGAAUGGAUGUCAGUUAAUUGCCAGCCAACUUGGUUCCCAUACUGAGUUGUCAAAAAUUGUAAGGAUCUAUGAUUACUUGAGUAAAUUCAAAUGGGAGCCCAAAAGUGAGGACAGAAAGAUAUGGAUCCCAAAUGGUAGUCAUAAGGGAGUUUGGGUUAGUCCAGAAGAUUGUGUAAUUUCUGACAAGAGUGAGCUAUUCAGCUUACAGCUGACCAUCCUGGACAAAUACUAUGAUCACAAUCUUUUCUUCUUCUCAAGUGCUUUCCAAGUCAAAAACAGUCCUAGUAUUGAGGACUACUGCAAGCUUUGGAAGGUUUGGGAGAACUCGGGACACUCAUUGUCACAUGAUCAGUGCUGGAAAUUUUGGAGUUACAUCAUUAGACAUUCAUCAUCGAAAGAAGAAAAAUCCUUUCUUUAUGAGCUGGAGAAAGUUCCUACUGCCAAUUCAGGCUGCAAUGACAUUGUGCUGCUAAACAAGCAUGAUGUUUUUGUAGCUGAUGAUCUUCAGCUGAAGGAUCUUUUUGAACAAUGCUCUGCUCAACCCAUUUUCGUUUGGUAUCCUCAGCCAAGCAUGCCUGUUCUUCCUCGCACUAAGUUGCUCGAAGUUUUCCAAAAGAUCGGUGUUCGCACAAUCUCUGAAUCUGUUAAGAAAGAAGAGGUUUCUAUAACAAAAGAUGCUGAAAAUGAGCAGGUGGUUUCGAAGGAUGCUUUGAUUGGGAAAGGUUUGAUAAAGCUUAUACUUGGGUUUCUAGCUCAUCCUUCUCUCAAAAUGGAUGAAAAAGAAAGACAUAAAGCUGUGGAAGGCCUUCUCAAUGCAACUGUUUUUGAGACAGUUGAACCCAUCAAUGUAAGCUAUAAUCUGUCUCUUUCUUCUGGGAAAACUUUGAAUGUGAAAGCCAGUCGAAUGGUGAGAUGGGACAAAGAUAGCUCUAAAAUCUUCACUCAAAAGAUUGACGAGUCUAAAGGGCCUGGAAAUCUCAUUGAGCGCGCUACAUAUUUCUCUCAAGUAAUAUCAGAGGGUGUGUUGUGGGAGCAUGGGGAACAUAUAGAUACACUGUCUGAGCUGCUCAAGUUGGCAUUUCUGCUGGAUUUCAAUGAAGAGGCAGUGGCUUUCUUAAUGAAAUCUAAGAAUUUGCAGAUUUUCUUGGAGGACGAGAAGUUCAUUUCUUCAACCUUCCCAUCUGACUAGGAGGUAAUAAGUAUUAAUGUAGGUAGUUUACUUUCUAUGAAUGUAUUUGUCGAACUUAAUGGUUUGGUAGUUGAACUCUAUCAUAGUGAUAAGGGUCUUGAACUUUUGAUUUUCUAGAGUAAGUUUGUAAUGGUUUGUGAAAUUUGAAGUGGUAGUUAUAUAAAUAUGAAUCGCUUGCUACA